AUGCAUGAGGCGUGCAGGGAUCACGUAAAGUCCCAAUGGCACCAGGAAGCAAUGGCAGCCUCACAAGACUUUAUGAAUGUAAUGAUGAGCAAGCAGCUGCCCGUUGCACAGCAGCUGAACAGAGCACUGCAUCACCAAGUUGAAAAGAACCGCGAGAAACUAUUUCCUAUAGUUUCCACCAUCAUCUUUUGCGCAACGCAUGACUUGCCUAUUCGCGGGAAGCAGUCUGACAGUGGAGUCUUCAACGAUCUGCUUGAUUUUCGGGUGGAAGCUGGAGAUGCUCGACUUCAGGAACACUUCGCUUCUUGUGCUGGCAACGCAAAGUACACUUCUGUCCGGAUCCAGAACGAGAUCAUCACAAUCUGUGGCGACAUCCUGAGAGAGCAAAUUGUGUCCGAAGCUAACACAGCGUUGGCUUUCUCCGUCCUUGCGGAUGAAACGGCGGACAUUGGAGGAACAGAACAGCUGUCUAUAGGGAUUCGCUUUAUUGACAAGGCGGGAACCGAGGCAUUCGUUCGGGAGCAGUUUAUGGGAUUUUUAGAGCUGGAACAACUGAACUCCGCUUGCAUCGCCGCUACAAUCUUGAAGUUUUUGAAGGAUGCCGGGCUGAUUCUGUCGAACCUCGUUGGACAGGGAUACGAUGGAUGCUCUACAAUGGCUGGAAAAGAAGCUGGAGUAAACAGGAUAAUACAGAAAGAGCUUCCUAAGGCACUAUUCUUCCACUGCGCAAGCCACAAACUCAAUCUCGUGAUCAACGAUCUGAACGAGGUCUCUGAAAUUCGAAACACGAUAGGGGUCAUCAAACAAACCAUAAACUUCUUCCGUGAGAGCGUUCUCCGAAGGAAAUUGGUGCCCAACAUUCCGAUGCUGUGUGAAACAAGGUGGUCUGCAAAAUACAAGUCAAUUCGGAUCUUCUCUGAGCAUUACGUGGCCAUAGUCGAAGCGCUCGAGGACCUGGCAUCAAUGGAAUCAAGCUCGAAUGCUGCAACGAGGGAACGCGCUCAUAUCCUCCACUGCGCAACAACGAGCUCAUCUUUCAUCGUCUGUUUGCACAUUGUCGCGAAGUACAGCGCACAGCUGGAACCCGUUACGAACAUUUUGCAGAGUGUAUCCAUGAAUUUCCAUUCUGUACACAACCACAUCACUGAGCUGCAGAAUAUUUUUCGCUGCCACCGGACCAACGCUGAAGAGCAGUUCUCGGAUAUCAUGAAGACAGCAAGUGAAGCGGCCAAUCAUCUAGGCGUGUUGAUAUCUGAACCCAGACAAGCCUCACGGCAGGCCCACCGAGACAACUACGGGAUACAGUUGCCGGAAGAGUAUUACCGCGUGGCAAUAUAUGUGCCGUACUUGGACUCUCUCAAUGCUUCUUUGUCUCGCCGCUUUUCUGAAAGCAACAAGAAGAGCUACAGACUUCUCCAGCUGCAUCCAGCAAGAAUGAAGCACUUGAGUCGCGUUGAGUUUGCUGUUCUCGCCGAUGAACUCCAAGGCUUUUACGGCAUCGAAAACUUCAAGGAAGAGGGCAUCUCCUGGUAUGAGAUGUGGCUCAACAGAACUGGGGACUGCUCAGAAAUAUCUUAUCCCGAACUUCUGCUUCAGGCAAAGACGUUCUUCCCCGCUGUCGCAAACGCCAUCGAGGUGGCUCUUGCCUUACCAGUUACCACCUGCACUGUCGAACGCUCGUUCAGUACACUAAGGAGAGUGAAGACGUGGCUACGUUCAACUAUGAGGAACGAUAGGCUGGACGGCCUUUGUAUGAUGAGCGUACACCGGGAGCGUGUAAUGAAACACAAGGACGACUUUAUCACCCGUGUAAUCACGCAAUUUGCCCAGAAAAAUCCAAGGCGUCUGCAGCUGUUAUUCAAGGAAGACUAA
Messenger RNA from Ixodes scapularis (black-legged tick), 1872 nucleotides. Its product is annotated as zinc finger MYM-type protein 1-like. The coding region runs from base 1 to 1872 and encodes 623 amino acids. The transcript has a single exon. Gene Ontology annotation, molecular function: protein dimerization activity. The record is from RefSeq and is a predicted model, not a curated record. Lineage: Eukaryota; Metazoa; Arthropoda; Arachnida; Ixodida; Ixodidae.